AUGAAGACUUCAAAGGAUUUCAGUGACGGACACCUCUGGUACUCUGUGAUCAAUCGACCACCGAGCAGCAACUUCACCUGUGUGCAGAGAGUUUCCUGCUGUUUCACCCUGCUGCUCUGCACCAUGCUUACCAGCGUCAUGUUUUAUGGCAUCCCAACAGAUCCCUCUGAGCAGACCAUGGAUAUGGGUCUCUUUGAGUUUACAUGGCAACAGUUCAUGAUCGGAGUACAAAGCUCCCUCAUUAUGUUUCCUGUUAACAUCCUUAUUGUAAGCAUUUUCCGAAACACACGUCCCAGAGAAACGUCUUGUUGCAAGUGCAAAACAGAAGAACCAGAUGCCGAGCAGACGUUUGUCUCUCCAAGUAACACCAACAUGAGUGUCAAUGUCACUUUGUACACUGUCAUUAUGGAUAUAAAAAGGAUUGCCCAAUCUCUAUCAAAGACCAUGAAAAGCAACAUCCCAUGCACUGAGUCCGAGUUUGGUCCUGCACAACAAGAUGAUAUCAAUGCUGUCCUUUCUACAGUGGAGCACUUCAUCACAAUGAAUAACAAAGCCAGUGACACCGCCCAGCCUGAGCUAGAGUACACUCCUACUAUGCAUCCUGGGUCAACACUGGAGGGGAUUCAGAAGAAGAGCAACAAAAACCAGUAUCUAUACAGGCAGCUGUGUCACAUCCACAAACAGCUGAGUCAGCUGGGACCCUCCGACUUCCCCGACCCACACAGCUACAGCCGGGCUCUGCAGCAGGUCCAUGGCAUGAAAGUGUUCCUUGAAGAUCAGCUUUCUACAUCCGGCUUUAACAACCCUGAAGAACCCAACCAGAGGAAGUUGAGUCCUGAAGACAGCACUGAUGGUGAUGGUAAUCGGAAGAAAAGAGGGUGCUGUAACGGAGGGUUUCCAUGGUGGUUCAUUUUUGUUGGCUGGGCGCUUAUGAUCGCAAGCAGUUUUGUUUCAGGAUAUUUCACAAUGCUUUAUGGGUUGAAAUUUGGGAAGGAACGCUCUGCAAGCUGGUUGGUGUCCAUGAUUGUCUCAUUUUUUCAGAGUAUCCUCGUCAUUCAGCCACUCAAGGUGAUAUUUCUGGCAAUUUUCUUUGCACUCGUAAUAAAGAAAGUGGAUGAGGAAGAUUUUCAAAAUGUGGCGUUUGAAAGAAAUGACAAAAAUCUAGGUGAUUGUAAGGAACUACUAACAGUCAGACGGGAUAACAGUCUCUAUGUGCCGCCUGCUGCUGCUGACAUUGAGAAGAUGAAAAGGUACAAGAUUAUGGAACAAAAAGCCUUUGCCCUCCUCAAGGAGAUUUUGACCUACAUGGGGUUUAUGUGGAUGUUGCUGCUGGUGGCGUACGGCGAGAAGGAUCCCAACGCUUUUUUUCUGAAACGACACAUCCGGGAUAGCUUCAGUCAAGGGACCAAAGACAGCAUGAGUCCUGGAGAUGUGUUCACAUGGGCCAACACAUUGCUACUAAAAAACCUUUUUGGAGUUUAUCCAGGAUUUAUCACAGAUGGAAACUCCAAGCUAGUAGGUAACGCCCGUCUCCGUCAACUGAGAGUGCAGAAGAACUCCUGUCAAAUUGCAGGCUACAUGCAGCAGUUUGUACCAGACUGUCACGCUCCAUAUUCAUGGGACUUGGAGGAUAUGGGCUCCUAUGACCCUGGCUGGAACCAUUUGGUUAAGGAGAAUGUGUCUAGAAGCACCUUCAGCCCAUGGACAUACCAAACACAGACUCAGCUCAGGGCUCAUCCUUUCUGGGGCAAAAUGGUACUGUACAGAGGAGGUGGCUUUGUAGCGGAGAUCAGCCCAGAUUCACAGAACGCCAGCCGCACCCUUGAGUAUCUGUUCAGGAACACUUGGUUGGAUGCAUACACAAGGGCAAUCUUUGUGGAGUUUACCGUUUACAACGCUAAUGUGAACCUCUUUUGCAUUGUCACACUCUUGCUUGAGACAACAGCUGUAGGAGCUUUUCAAUUCUAUAGUGAGUUGCAGAGUGUUCGUCUUUACCAAUCAACUGGUGGUCUUCACAUCUUUGUCUUGGCUGCUGAGAUCAUAUACCUGCUUUUCAUCCUCUAUUACAUGUUCCUGCAGGCCAAAUUAAUGAAGCAGCAGCGGUGUGCUUACUUCAGGAGCACAUGGAAUCUUCUUGAGCUGUCUAUCAUCUUACUGAGCUGGAGCACCUUGGCCAUCUACAUUAAUAGGAUCCUGCUUGGGAACCGUGACAUAACCUACUACCAAAAUCACAAAGACCAAGUUGCUAAUUUUUAUGAGACAGCCUCAGCAGACUCAUUGCUCCAAUAUAUGAUCGCCUUCCUAGUCCUGCUCUCCACCUUCAAACUGUGGCACCUGCUCAGACUGAACGCCAAGAUGAACAUGCUCACCGCUGCACUGCAGCGCGCCUGGAGUGACGUAUCCGGAUUACUUCUGGUCAUUGUUGUCAUGUUCGUUGCUUACUCCAUUUCAAGCAACGUGAUUUACGGCUGGAAGGUAUCAUCAUAUAAAACUUUGACAGAUGCUCUCCUGACCCUCAUCAGUUUGCAGAUAGGCAUCUUUAAUUACAACGAGGUCUUGGACAACACCCCCGUGCUCGGUGGAAUACUCUUUGGAUCCUGUAUUGUGUUCAUGACCUUUGUGGUGCUCAAUCUUCUCCUAUCAGUGAUUCUUGUUGCAUUCCACCAGGAGCAAAUAUAUCACAAGCCCUCAGACGAAGAGGAGAUUGUCGACCUGAUGCUGAAGAAAAUCUGCAGUCUUUUCGGGAUCCCAUAUGAAAAUACUAAUGAAACUCCAGGGCCUGAUCUGAACAAGGCUGAUGAAUCGACCAUUAAUAACAGCAAAAAUAUCCUUAACAAUUCCUCAAUUGAUGUUAAUGUUUUUUAGACAGCUGACGAUUCAGUUAAGAAAAUGCAC
This is a messenger RNA of Gymnodraco acuticeps, 2895 nucleotides long. Its product is annotated as polycystic kidney disease protein 1-like 2. Gene Ontology annotation, molecular function: calcium ion binding; calcium channel activity. The record is from RefSeq and is a predicted model, not a curated record. The transcript is spliced from 16 exons. Bases 1 to 2865 code for a protein of 954 amino acids. NCBI's taxonomy places the organism in Eukaryota, Metazoa, Chordata, Actinopteri, Perciformes, Bathydraconidae. Gene Ontology annotation, biological process: detection of mechanical stimulus. Gene Ontology annotation, cellular component: membrane.